AGAUCACAUGUUCGAAAUGCGUCACUUUUUAUUAACCUAGUGGUCGUGAAAAGGUCACUCGAUUAUCACGAAAUAAGAUUUUGUCACAUCGCAUCACCUUGUGUUCUAAAUCGCUGCUACUAGAUUUCGACGAAAAACAAACGACAAAAUGUUGUCAAGAAUCGUAAGACCUACGAUUUCCACCGCUAGGAAUUUUUCCACCUCAAACCAGAACAACUUUAAAGUAGCAGUAUGUGGGGCUUCAGGUGGUAUCGGUCAGCCAUUGUCUCUCCUAUUGAAAAUAAACCCUCUGGUGUCCGAACUUUCUUUGUACGAUAUUGUACACACACCUGGGGUGGCUGCUGAUUUGUCUCACAUCGAAACAGCAUCUAAAGUCAAAGGAUUCAACGGUCCAGAUAAUCUGGCUGAAGCACUCCGCAAUGCUGACGUCAUCAUUAUUCCAGCUGGUGUACCAAGAAAACCAGGCAUGACCAGGGAUGAUCUCUUCAACACUAACGCCGGUAUCGUUAGGGAUUUGGCCAAAGUGGCCGCAGAAGUAGCCCCCAAAGCUCUCAUAGGUAUCAUCACCAACCCAGUCAACUCAGCCGUGCCAAUCGCUUGCGAAGUCUUGAAAAAGGCGGGUAAAUUGGACCCUAAGCGCGUUUUCGGCAUUUCCACGUUGGACAUCGUGCGCGCCAACACUUUCAUCGCCGAAGCGAAAGGUUUGAACCCGAAAGACGUGAGCGUGCCCGUGAUCGGCGGACACAGCGGCGUGACAAUAAUCCCUCUGAUGUCGCGCGCCACCCCGUCGGUUUCCUUCCCGCAAGAUCAACUGAAAGCGUUGACUGUGAGGAUCCAGGAGGCCGGUACCGAGGUGGUCAAGGCCAAGGCGGGCGCCGGAAGUGCGACGUUGUCGAUGGCGUACGCCGGCGCCAGGUUUGCCAACUCCCUGCUCAGAGGGUUGAAGGGGGAAUCGAACGUCAUCGAGCCCGCUUACGUCAUCUCAGACGUGACGGAAGCCAAGUAUUUCUCGACCCCGUUGUUGCUGGGCAAAAACGGUAUCGAGAAGAAUCUCGGUUUGGGGCAGUUGAGCGAAUUCGAGCAGGGUCUUCUCAAGGCCGCUCUCCCCGAGUUAAAAAAGAACAUACAAGCCGGGGAAGAAUUCGUCAACAAAUCCUAAGUCAUUUUUAAUUAACUUGUGUACCUAUAAAACCACCACCAAACUUUUUAUACCAAUGUCCAUAUAAUUUAUUAUUCUUGUAAUUAUUAUUAUUAUUUUAACGCUAGGUAUGAUAAGGCAUUUUUUUCUGUAAUGUGUAUACUGUGUAUUUAUGGCAAAGUAUUAAAACAUCUUCCUUUAAAAC
Molecule: messenger RNA, 1343 nt
Organism: Brassicogethes aeneus
Lineage: Eukaryota; Metazoa; Arthropoda; Insecta; Coleoptera; Nitidulidae
Source: the annotation of a GenBank genome assembly